Molecule: messenger RNA, 1662 nt
Organism: Purpureocillium lilacinum
Lineage: Eukaryota; Fungi; Ascomycota; Sordariomycetes; Hypocreales; Ophiocordycipitaceae
Product: alpha subunit of the F1 sector of mitochondrial F1F0 ATP synthase
Biological process (GO): proton transmembrane transport; proton motive force-driven ATP synthesis
Molecular function (GO): ADP binding; ATP binding; proton-transporting ATP synthase activity, rotational mechanism
Source: RefSeq, a predicted model, not a curated record
AUGUUCCGGAACGCCCUCCGACAGUCCACGCGUGCCGUGGGCGCCGUCUCUGCCGCCGGCAGGGUCGCCGCGGUCCGAAAUGCCGCACCCGCCGCCGUGGCCGUGCAGGCCCGAACCUACGCCGCCGACACCAAGGCCUCGCCGACCGAGGUCUCCUCCAUUCUCGAGCAGCGAAUUCGCGGUGUCCAGGAGGAGUCUGGCCUCGCUGAGACUGGCCGCGUCCUUUCCGUCGGUGACGGUAUUGCCCGUGUCCACGGCCUGUCCAACGUCCAGGCUGAGGAGCUGGUCGAGUUCUCCUCUGGCGUCAAGGGCAUGUGCAUGAACCUCGAGGCCGGCCAGGUCGGUGUCGUGCUGUUCGGUUCUGACCGUCUCGUCCGUGAGGGCCAGACUGUCAAGCGUACCGGCGAGAUUGUCGACGUCCCCGUCGGCCCUGAGAUGCUUGGCCGUGUCGUCGAUGCCCUGGGUAACCCCAUCGACGGCAAGGGCCCCAUCAACACCAAGGAGAAGCGUCGUGCCCAGCUCAAGGCUCCCGGCAUUCUGCCCCGCAAGUCUGUCAACCAGCCCGUGCAGACCGGUUUCAAGUCCGUCGACGCCAUGGUUCCCAUCGGCCGUGGUCAGCGUGAGUUGAUCAUCGGUGACCGUCAGACCGGCAAGACCGCCGUCGGCCUCGACACCAUCCUCAACCAGAAGCGCUGGAACGACGGCAACGACGAGACCAAGAAGCUUUACUGCGUCUACGUCGCCGUUGGCCAGAAGCGAUCUACCGUUGCCCAGCUCGUCAAGACCCUCGAGGAGAACGACGCCAUGAAGUACUCCAUCGUCGUCGCCGCUACCGCCUCCGAGGCCGCUCCCCUGCAGUACAUUGCUCCUUUCACUGGCGCUUCUCUCGGUGAAUGGUUCCGCGACAAUGGCAAGCACUCUCUGGUUAUCUACGACGAUCUGUCGAAGCAGGCCGUUGCCUACCGCCAGAUGUCUCUGCUGCUCCGUCGUCCUCCCGGCCGUGAGGCUUACCCCGGUGACGUCUUCUAUCUGCACUCCCGUCUGCUGGAGCGUGCCGCCAAGCUCAACAACGACCACGGUGGCGGCUCCAUGACUGCCCUGCCCAUCAUCGAGACCCAGGGUGGUGACGUGUCUGCCUACAUUCCCACCAACGUCAUUUCCAUUACCGACGGCCAGAUUUUCCUCGAGUCCGAGCUCUUCUACAAGGGUGUCCGCCCCGCCAUCAACGUCGGUCUGUCCGUCUCGCGUGUCGGCUCCGCCGCGCAGCUCAAGGCCAUGAAGCAGGUCGCUGGUUCCCUGAAGCUCUUCUUGGCCCAGUACCGUGAGGUCGCCGCCUUCGCCCAGUUCGGUUCCGACCUGGACGCCGCCACCAAGCAGACGCUGGCCCGUGGUGAGCGCCUGACGGAGCUCCUGAAGCAGAAGCAGUACUCGCCCAUGGCCGUCAACGAGAUGGUUCCCCUCAUCUUCGCCGGUGUCAACGGCUACCUCGACACCGUCCCCGUCGACAAGAUCCUGCAGUGGGAGUCUGACUACCUCGCCCACCUCAAGGCCAACGAGUCCGACCUGCUGGCCACGCUCGAGAAGGAGGGCGCCAUCAGCAAGGAGCUGGAGGGCCGCCUCAAGGAGGUCACGACGUCCUUCAUCAAGAGCUUCCUCGGCUAA